Molecule: messenger RNA, 1784 nt
Organism: Cynoglossus semilaevis (tongue sole)
Lineage: Eukaryota; Metazoa; Chordata; Actinopteri; Pleuronectiformes; Cynoglossidae
Gene: adrm1
Product: ADRM1 26S proteasome ubiquitin receptor
Exons: 10
Coding region: 58-1428 (456 amino acids)
Cellular component (GO): cytoplasm; nucleus; proteasome regulatory particle, lid subcomplex
Molecular function (GO): proteasome binding; endopeptidase activator activity
Source: RefSeq, a predicted model, not a curated record
AGCAAGGAACUGUCAAUCCCAGCUCAGCGGCGAAGCGGAAUCCCUCCCACUCUGUUAAUGCGCGCCGCUGCCGAAAGGAGGCGCGGUCACGACACAACAGGAAGUCAGCCACCGUACGUCUGUACUGAGCAACGAUCAGCAGAAAAAGGACGUGACACUUCAACUCCAGUAAUAAAGUUCAGUCUUCAGAUUUGUCCACACAGCGUUCUGAAAAUGUCUUCUGGUGCUCUCUUUCCGAGCUUGGUCAGCGGCUCCAGGGGAAGUUCAAGUAAAUAUCUCGUAGAGUUUCGUGCUGGUAAAAUGACCCUGAAGGGAAAUGUAGUGACACCAGACAAACGCAAGGGCAUGGUGUACAUCCAGCAGUCUGACGACUCCCUGAUUCACUUCUGCUGGAAGGACAGGACAACUGGUAACGUUGACGAUGACCUAAUAAUCUUCCCAGAUGACUGUGAAUUUAAGAGGGUGAAUCAGUGCACCACUGGACGGGUCUAUGUGCUGAAGUUUAAAGCAGGAUCCAAGCGACUGUUCUUUUGGAUGCAGGAGCCAAAGACAGACAAAGAUGAGGAAUACUGCCGGAAGGUGAAUGAGUACUUGAACAACCCCCCAAUUCCAGGCGCACCAGGAAGUGGAGGCGGCAGCGGACCAGAGCUGUCUGCACUGGGAGGCGAGGGAGGCCUGCAGAACCUGCUAGGAAAUAUGAGCCACAACCAGCUGAUGCAGCUGAUUGGACCCACAGGGCUGGGUGGACUGGGAGGCCUGGGGGCUCUGGCAGGACCAGGACUUGCCAACUUACUAGGUGGUGGUGGACCAGCUACAAGCAGCUCCUCGUCCAGUUCUCGUAGCCAGUCAGCAGCAGCUACUCCUUCAUCAACAGGAGCCUCCAGACUGAGCUCCUCUCAGGCUCCCACCACCCCUGUGACUCCUGCUGCCUCCGCUGUGACACCUUCCACACCAGCUGCUGCUCCGACUCCUCUGGCCCCAGCCUCUGUUGGGAGCCCUACACCACACCAGCCCAUCCAGCUGAGUGACCUUCAGAGCAUCCUCGCCACCAUGAAUGUCCCGGCGUCAGCUGCUCAGGGAACAGCAGUGGACCUCGCAAGUGUUUGCACUCCAGAGAUGAUGGCCCCCAUUCUGACUAAUGCUGAGGUCCAGCAGAGGCUGCUGCCCUUCCUGCCCAGUGGUGAGAGUUUACCACAGUCUGCUGAGGAGAUCCAGAACACACUUAAUUCACCUCAGUUCCAGCAGUCCAUGAGCAUGUUCAGCAGCGCCCUGGCCUCGGGGCAGCUCGGCCCCCUCAUGAGUCAGUUUGGUCUGCCAGCGGAAGCUGUGGACGCUGCCAACAGAGGAGAUGUCGAAGCCUUCGCCAGAGCCAUGCAGGGCAGUAAAGGAGAGAAGAAGGAUGACGAUGAGGACAUGAGUCUGGAUUAGAGUCGAAAACUUAAACUAAAAACAUACAAAAAAACAAAUCUAUAAUUCAUUUCAGUAUUUCAUUUUUCUUUUUACCUCCCUCUCUCUCUCUGUUGUUGUUUUAUAACUGUAGCUCCUGUGUUUGCGAGCAGGUUCCACACAUCUGUGAAAGGAUAAAGUUGUGUCAGUAGUUUUAACUGUGAACACCAACUAAACUUGUCCUAAUGAACAGUUCAGUCCAUGAUGAGAGGAAUGUUUGAGAACAAUGGGUGUUUGAGUCGGGACUUUGUUGAGGUUUUAUUUCCUUCUUUUUUUGUUUUCACACUUUUGUUUUAGUGAUUUAUCAUCAUAAUCAAAAUAAAUCAUACAUGAAUAAA